This is a messenger RNA of Eriocheir sinensis (Chinese mitten crab), 2858 nucleotides long. RefSeq names its product trithorax group protein osa-like. Lineage: Eukaryota; Metazoa; Arthropoda; Malacostraca; Decapoda; Varunidae. The record is from RefSeq and is a predicted model, not a curated record. Gene Ontology annotation, cellular component: nucleus. Gene Ontology annotation, molecular function: RNA binding.
AGCAAGAGCACGGUCACGGCAGCGGAAGAAGCACAGGACACGGCGGGGCUGUUGCGGCGUGCCUCAUCGGGUUGUCCAGUGCCAUGGAGAGCUGCGGGCCGAGGCACUGAGGCAGGGAAUGGCACUAAAGAAGAGCCUGGAACACCAAGACUACUGCACAUGAAGACCCUCUCCGCACCUGAGCCUGGGUUGUCUCUCCAUGUGUGCAGCUGAGCAUGAAGGAAACAGGAUCAGCUGCAAGUCUGAAGGCUGCCCAAGAAGCAGCUGCAAAGGUUAAUGCCAUGUUGGUGGCUUCAGGUCAGCUUAAGCUCUCUGAGCUUAACAAAAACAGAACGAAGAACAACAAAUCCAAUGACCUCUUCAUUGAAGAGGUUGUCAUCAAUGAUGCCCCGAUGAGUGCCAGAAAUUUUCUGACUCGUUCUUCCACGCAAGAAGAAAUUAGUAAGAUGUCUGGUGCAGCAGUGUCCACUCGCGGCCGCUACAUGAACCAGGAGGAGCGCAAGAAUCCCAGCAAAAGCCCCAGUGACCGCCCCCUGUACCUCCACAUCCAGGCUGUGAACCAGCAAGAUGUCAAGGUUGCCGUUGGACGGAUCACACACAUCAUCAUGGAACACAGUCACCGCAAAGGUCAUGGCAUGCAGCGGCCAAGAGGCCCAAGACCCAACCCAGCACCUGGCCUCAUGGGGCCCCGGCCUGGGAGUGGCUCACGAGGCUCACGAUCAUUAGCAUUCCAACCACCUCAGCCAGACAUGUCGGCGCCCCCUCCCCCCUCCCAGGCCCAACCUCCCCCUCCCGUGACCAGUAUAUUCAGAGAGAAAGUAUUCCUGCCAAUGAAUAUCGGCCUGAAUCCCACUGACAUACAAGCACGGCUGAUUGGCGAAAGCGGAAUGAACCUGCGCUACAUACAAGAAGAGACCGGUGUGGCCAUCUCUGUCCGUGGCAUUGGGUCUGGCUUCCAAGAGAGUGGCACCGGCCAGGAGGCCCAGGACCCCCUCCACUUCUACCUGGAGCAUGACAACCAGGAACAGUUCAAUCAGGCCAAGGACCUGGUGGUUAAUCUGGCCCAAACUGUGAUAUCGGAAGUGCAGCAGGAGCUUCAGCAACAACAACAACAGCAACAACAACAGCAGCAGCAGCACCAGCUGCAGCACCAGCAACUCCAGCAGCCAGCACCUCUGUUCACCCAACCUCCACCUCAGCAGCCUGAUGUGGCCCUCGGAGGUGGCGGCAGCAUUGGUCAGCCACAUUUGGCCCCUGUACAAGUGGCUCCCCACCAGCUGACAGCCCCACAAGCCCCACCCCCACAGAUGGUUCACACACAGAUGGUUCCCCCCCAAGUACCUCCUCAUUCACAAAUAGUGCCUCCUCAUGUUGGCCACCAUCAGAUGCCUCCAGCCCAAGUACCCAUGCAGGGCCAGGUGGGUGGGCCUCAGGUGAGUGCCAAUGUGAUGCACACGGUGUUGGCACCUCACCUACAGCCUACGGGAGCCCCGGUGUCCCAGGAGGUCAUGCCACAGCAAGAAGUAAUUCAAGCCACUGUGGUGUCCAUGCCGCAGCAGGUGGUCCAUCUCUCAGCGCCUCCUGUAGUGUCCAGCACCUCAGCAAACCAGCAGCUGGUGCACACAUCAUCUGGCACCCAGCUGGUUACUCUGCCCCCUGGAACACAAAUCAUCAACAUGCCUGAUGGACCCCGACUGGUGGCCCUGGCUGGCAGCACCCAAGUGGCUCCUCCUGUCCCUGCUGGGCACCAGACUCACCCUGCUCCUCUGCAUGACCCUCAAGGGGUGCCAAACCCUAUGGUGCAGCAGCAACCUGCACCUCAGUCCAUGGCUGUGUCUGGGGGCACCAACCACAUGGCUAUAAACCAGACUCCCAUCCUCAGUGAUGGAGGAGGACAUCAUUCCAACCUAGCCAGGUCUAUGGGGCCUGCCAGCUCUUAUUCUGCUCCCUCCUUGGUGAACACUGUCAGUACCUCCAGUCCUCUCACCAAUGCCACGCCCCAUGAAGCACCGUUUCCACCCAAUGUCAAUGCAAGCAUGCCUCCCCCCAACACCAGCAUGGCCCUGGGCGUGCCUCCCCCAGCUGCCCUUGGUCUGCCUCCAGCUGUCACUGCCAACGCCGGAAGUGUGUCCUUCGUGCUCACCCCUGGCGUGAACACCAUGACAACCACCUCAGGGGUUGGCCUCCUCAUGCCUCAGGACCCAGCCGUUGCCUCAGGCCAGAUGCAUGUGACUCAGCCUGUUGUGGUGACCGGAGUGAUGCCCAGCCUACAGCAACAGCCGCAGCAGCACCAACCACACCACCCAGUGUCUCAAGCUGGUGCCCCAUCAUCCUAUAUAGGCCCUGUCCCUCCCCAGCCCAUGAGUCACUCUGGGUAUUCAGCGUCCCAGCCUCAUGAACAGCCAGCCACCUCAGCAUACCUGGCUUCAGAGCAUGGCUACAGUGGUCCCCCCAUCACCACUCAUGCUACCCAUCACUAUGGUCAGGUGCCCCCCCAGCAGCAGCAGCGACCGGUGGGUGUGGCGUAUGCUCCAGUGGGCAUGGCAGGGGGUGGAGAAACUGUUGCACAUGGCAGGAUAGAAUUCCAGGCCGGUGGACCUCCAGGAGUGAUUCCUCUCAGUAGUCUGCCUCCACGCCAUCAGGGACAGAAAGCAGAACAGCAGCAGCAGCCUCUCCAGCCAACGCCUGGUCACUACAGCAGCCAGCCCAGCCACCAAGAACUGCGUCCUGUCUCCUUGGAGCAGCAGUGGCAGCAGUUCCAGCAGCAGGUGAAGAUAGAAGGAGGCCAGCAGCAGUAUGACCCUUAUGCUGCUGCCACGGAGGAUUCGGAGCACCAAGACUCUGCUAGACAGCCUCAG